AUGGCCAUGAAUUUCAACAAACUUUUCCUGCAAGACAUAAUUGCCCGUCGGGGAUCUCAUGUGAUUGACUUAGGGGAUAACAAUGAGAGAUCCGGUGAAGAGGCAGACUAUGGUAGUGAUUACUACAACGAAACCAGUUCAGACACAUUGGAAGAACUGGAGGGUGGAGCUCGGACGGUGGAACUCUUUGACGCUGAACCAACUGGUAAUUCACAGAAGAACCGACUAUUAACCGCCAUUUUGGAACUUCGAGCUGCAGUGGAAAAACAGAACAAUCUACAGUCUCAGCUGAAUGGUCGACUCACACCAUCGCCUAUGCCAUCAUACGUGGACCAUGAACCCACCGAGCGAGACAUUAGGCAUACUGAAAAAGAGCCCAGACUGAGAAAAGACAGUGCUCCUAUCAUCAGCACAGUAGGCGCAACAACAUCGACAGCAAACGCUAGAAACUCAAAACACACGUGUUCAACAACAACGGCAACAACAACAACGACUACAACAAGUCAGUCUUCCGUCAGUAUGAUAAAGACAUCGGAGGAAGCGGUUAAAAAACCACUGGCUAAAUUAUCAGAAGAGACAUCUUAUCAAGCAAGCGAUAAAACUGUUGAUUCCAAUAAACUGCGCACUCCGAGCACAGAAACGACACAUAAAAAGCGGUUGACAUCCCAGUCUGGGUCGACGGACACCGCAGACACGGAUUUGGCUUCCUUCAAACGAUGUGAAAGACUUUCGAAGAAAAAAGAAAAAGUUAUCGUGGAAGUGCGUGUCGUAUUUUUGAAAAUCGGUGAAAUCGAUACGUUGAAGGAAAUCUAUCACGCGGAUGCGUUUAUCCAAUUCAAAUGGAGAGAACCGCGUUUGGAUGGAAAAUCAGAAGAGGACCUACGGCGUAUUGAUCUGCAACGCUGUUGGAAUCCACUGGUUCUUAUAGACAAUAUUUUGAGCGAAUCAAAAGAUCAGCAUUGGAUGCUUACACAGAAAUCAGAUCAAAACGAAGUGUACAUUGUCGAAAGACGCAGAUUACGUGGAAUAUUUCUGGAAACGCUUGAAUUGAAUGAUUUUCCGCUGGAUGUACAGGACUUGACAAUUACUCUCACUUCUGAACGCCCAGAUUCGGAGGUUGUGCUCGUUCCCGAUCGCAGUGAAUUAUGUGGAAUCAAUUUACAAACGCUGGUAGAUCAACAAUUUUUUAUCACGGGACUUUCGUUCGCCACGUUCGCUGUGCCACCGGAACGCCCGGAAAAUCGAUUGCAACUGUCUUUCACACUGUUCCUAACCUCAGUCGCCUUCAAGUUUGUAAUCAAUCAAUCGUUGCCAAAAAUAUCAUACUUGACUUACAUGGACAAAUAUGUGCUGAUGUCUUUGGCGAUUCUUUGCGUGGUCAGUAUCUGGCAUGCCAUGGUUACCCUCAUCCCAACAGAUGCCGUAUUUGAACAAGAGGACGUAAUGAAUGUGUUGAAAUUUUCCAGUUUGGACAACGCCACAUUAUUUCGCUUGGAUAACAAUCGAACUAACACCACAGAAGUGCUUCGUGAGUAUCUUGGUCUGAAAACUGAUGCUGUUGAUCAACCCAACAAUACUGCAGGUCGGUGGGUCGGUAAUACAGGGAAUAAUGGGGUACUUCCGUCUUACUAUCUUUAUACCAUGCGGACUCCGAAGAUCAUUCUGACAACUUCAAAUCCACGGCCAAUGGAAUUGACUACCGUUCCGACACCGUUAUCAAGUCGAAAAUCCCCUCUCCAAUCGAUCAAAUCGAAUCCGUUCGGAGUUUGGGAUGCAGAGCAGUGGAAACGAUUUGCACAACAAUCAACCGAUAUGGAACAGGAGAAACGAAUGCUCAAAUUGCGCAUUGAACGUGACGUAUUUGCCUCGUUUUGUGUGCUCUACGGCCUGGCUCAUUUAACAUUUGCAUUCUGGCUGUAUUUCGAUGUAAGCGACCAUACACUGGAACGGAUUUGA
This is a messenger RNA of Echinostoma caproni, 1956 nucleotides long. Lineage: Eukaryota; Metazoa; Platyhelminthes; Trematoda; Plagiorchiida; Echinostomatidae. The record is from the annotation of a GenBank genome assembly.